This is a messenger RNA of Anastrepha ludens (Mexican fruit fly), 2858 nucleotides long. It is a transcript of the gene Kcmf1, whose product is annotated as E3 ubiquitin-protein ligase Kcmf1. Gene Ontology annotation, cellular component: plasma membrane. The record is from RefSeq and is a predicted model, not a curated record. Gene Ontology annotation, biological process: synaptic signaling. Gene Ontology annotation, molecular function: zinc ion binding. Lineage: Eukaryota; Metazoa; Arthropoda; Insecta; Diptera; Tephritidae. Bases 857 to 2599 code for a protein of 580 amino acids. The transcript has 7 exons.
GUCGUUUUGCACGACAAAAGCACGAAACGAGCGAACGGGCAACGAGCUGAAUAUUUUCCUUUUUCUUGCUUUCCUCGACGAGGAGUUAAAAAUAAAAUUUUCGCAAUGGAAGAUGUUGCAGAAAUAAAAGCGAGAAUAUAAUAAUUAAAAGUCAAUUCUUUUUGAAUACAAAGAACUUGCCGAUUCUUUUGUUAAAUUUGAGUUUCUCGAAAACAAAGCGAAAUACAUAAGAAAGAAAGGAAAUUUAAGUGAAGUUCCAUUUUUCUACAAACGACAACUGCUUUAUAAAUAAAAGGACCAUUGAUUUGAGGAAUUCUUCAAGUAACUUAUCGAUUCAGAUAGGCCACGGCCCAUUCUCGGCUUGAAAAUCGUCCUGUUGGAGAGGCCAACAAUAUUGGUUAAAAAAGUCUCGGCUUCGAAAAAGGCGCUAAUAUAGGAAGUAGUCGAUUGACAAGUUUGCUUAAGGAUCUCCAAAGUAAUUGUUCAAUAAUAAGCUAAUACUACAAAAAUAUAGUACUUGGUGGCCUACAGAGUUAUAAGUGUUAACUUAUUUUCGUCCGAGUCAAAUAAUCUAUAUUGGCAUCAUUUGCCUAUUUAAAUAAAAAGUAAACUGGUUAAAAAGGAAACUAUUUUCAUGUACUUUUAUGAUUGCUAUCCUAUUUCUACCUAACAUCGGCAACUACGCUAUUCAGCGAAAGAAGUAGAGCGCAAAAGCCUUUGAAAGUUAUUGGACGAAAGAAAACAUCAAGUAAACGUAUUAAAACUGACAGCAGCAGUAAUAAAAGCGUAAAUAGCAACGGCGGCAGCAUAGCAGGAGUGAAAGAUCAGUUUUCGGUUUUAUAUCGUCUUCUGAAUAAUGAGUCGCCAUGAAGGAGUCAGUUGUGAUUCUUGUCUCAAAAGCAACUUCAAUGGUCGCCGCUACAAAUGUUUAAUUUGUUAUGAUUACGAUUUAUGCGCUGAUUGCUAUGAAGAGGGCGUUACAUCGACUCGUCAUUUGGUUGAUCAUCCAAUGCAAUGUAUUCUAACGCGAUCCGACAUAGAACUGUUUUUUGGUGGGGAAAUGCUCAAUUCGGAGCAGCCACAAAGUUUCACAUGUCCCUAUUGCAAAAAAAUGGGGUUUAGCGAUGCUACAUUGCUAGAACAUGUUUCGGCCGAACAUACGGAGACCAGCCUUGAGGUAGUAUGUCCAGUGUGCGCCGGUCUACCGGGUGGGGAACCGAAUCUAGUCACAGACGACUUUGCCGGUCAUCUAACAUUGGAGCAUCGAACGGGACCACGUGAAUUGAUUUCGUUUCUGGAUGAACCAUCUGCUAUUCGACAUGGAGGUGGUGUACGUAGGAUUCCAGGGCGUACGCUUGGUGGGCCACGCGCACGUCGUUCCAAUAUGCACUUUACUUCAGCGAGCGGUUUAUCUGCCCUAUCACCAUCCGGAAGGGAGUCGGUUGACCCUAUAGCCGAACUACUAUCACAGUUAUCGGGUGUGAGACGAGGCGGACCGCAGACAUCCCAAUUGCAACAAUUGCAGAUGCAAAUACAAUUGGAACGUCAACAAGUAACGGCAACACGCCAACAGUUGGAACGCUUGCCACGUCGGGCACAUCCGAUGGUAUCUUCAUCGAAUUCAAAUGCAACCAUGCCGGAGGUGAUAAGUAGCGGCCCAAUAUUGAGUGGCAGUGGCUCUGGUGGUAGUGGUGUUAGCGGUUCUGGUAGUGUCAAUGGUGGUGGUGGUACCUCAUGUCGCACUAACGAAUGGACGGUGAAUCCGUCGUUAGCAGCCCAACAGCAAUCGCAAUCAGGACUGACGGGCAACAACACACUCAACAGCAGAGAGAGUGGGGGUGGAAGUAGCAGUGUAAAUGGUGGUAGUGGCAGUAAUGCCAGCAAUGUAAUCGGCAUGUCAGUUGCCGGUGGGGCAGUUGGUACGUCUGUUAACUGUUCAGGCACCGGAGCAGACGGUCAAUCACAGUUUUUGCUAACAAAAUUCAUGCAGCCAACAUUGAGUGAUACGGAAUGGGCUGAAAUGGAACGGGAGCGAUCUGAUCGAUCGCAAUUUGUGCAAGCGCUUCUAUUGUCAACCCUUUCCUUUGAUUCGCUUGACACUAUUGCAAUUAGUGGCGCCGACGUUGAACGUGACAACCGCGGCGAAUCACUGGAAACUAACAGUGAUAAUGUAAAUAAUGAGAAAGUCUCAGCCGUCAACACAAAAAGUGAUGCCAAUGCGAGGGAAUCGUUGAUGAAUAAUAAUACGGACGCCUCGGCACAAACCACAAACACGAGUGGCGGUGGGGGUGUUAGCGCAGGCAGUAUGCAUGGAAGCGGUCGACAACAGGUGCAUCAGCAGCAACAGACCUCUCCGGAGGAUAUUGCUGAUGAGUACAAGCAAUUACAGCAGCAGCAACAGCAACAACAGGCACAGCAGCAAACCUACACAUCAAAGAAGAAAUCAUCGAGCAACACUGGUGCGAGUGGUGGGGCUGGAGGUACUGGUGGUAAAACGGCAGCUGACAGAGGCAUUGAGCGACGGGGUCGACCACCACCUCCACCAGUUGGUGGGGGCGCAGCGGCUACUGGCUCACAACCCCAACAGCAUUCUAGGUAGUGCUAUCGUCCUCAUCAACCACGACAUGAUCAAAAACAGAAACAGCAAAAACUAAAACUGCAACAUAAAAACAAACAAAAGAAACAACAGAAAGAGAAUUUGGAGCAAAAACACAUAAACACCCACAACCAUAACCAUAACCCCAACAAGAAUAAAUCCCAUUUAGCACAGCAACAAAGCAGACGAACGGCAUGUCCAGCAUCGGAAAUAAACACGCAGUGCUAUGACGGUGAGGUGACAGUUGAAGCAAUUGAAAUAA